AUGACUGGGGAAGUGACUCUGACAGGGAGGAUCCUUCCAAUUGGUGGGGUGAAAGAGAAAACUAUAGCAGCAAGAAGAAGUGAAGUGAAGACCAUCAUAUUCCCUUCGGCUAACCGGAGGGAUUUUGAUGAACUUGCACCCAACGUAAAGGAAGGGAUGACGUUCACUUUGUAGACGAAUACAGCCAGAUAUUCG
Carica papaya (papaya) is the source of this 195-nucleotide messenger RNA. The record is from RefSeq and is a predicted model, not a curated record. NCBI's taxonomy places the organism in Eukaryota, Viridiplantae, Streptophyta, Magnoliopsida, Brassicales, Caricaceae.